UUUAUGUAGGAUUUUAUUAAAAUUAUUGAUGCUUAGGUAAUGGAGGAGUCUCUAAUAAAUUACACUUAAUAUUAAAUCAAAGGCAUACGUAAGGGUGAAGUGUUUGUUAUCAACAAAAGAUAUAAUGAUUUUGUCAUUUUAAAGGAGGUCUUUAAUAAGUCUUGGCCAGGUUGCUUUAUUCCUCCAAUUCCUUAAAAAAAAUCUCUAGUAUUAUAUAAUUGCUAAGUAUUUAGGGCAACUUAGACUCAAAUGUUAUUACAUAUCGUUCUAAAUACUUAUCAUAUUUUCUUAAAAAGAUUUUGAAAAUUCCUUAUCUUUGGUUAGGUGAAGAGAUGAGCAUUUUCAUAAAAGGUACCACCGAAUAAUUGUAAGAAGUGGCUAAAACUAAAACUUUACAAUCUAUUAUAAGCAAAUAUGAAUAAACAUUCGCUUUUAACUAAAAUUAACAAGUUCAUGAUAUAGAUUAAUUUUAUUCCUAAAUUUGUUAAAUUAUUCCACAAAUUGAAAACUUUUCUACAAUAGCAAAGAACUUAAUAAAAGAAAAAGAUGCUUAAAAUUAAGGAUUAGUUAUGUUUGUUGAACAAUUUUUGCCUUAAUUUGAGAAAUUGCAAUAGUAAAAUCAUCCAAGUAUGAUAAAAUAUAAUCUAAGUUUUUGUAAAUGAAGAAACCUAGGAAUAAUUUUAAUUAUCAAAAAAAUGUUGCACUAAAAAUGAGUACAAUAAAGUUUAUGAAUACACAAAAAUAGUAGAAAGGGAACUACUAGCGUGUAAAGAUGCUUUGAUAUAAAGAAAUGCAAUAUCUUAAAGAGUUAAAGAUGAAGAUGAAAAAUUAUAUAAGCUAAAUAUUCAACUACAAGAAUUGCAUUCAAAAACACCUCUCUUUGGUAAAAAAGAAGAAAAAUUGGCAAGCAUUUAAAGUUAAAUUUAAUUAUAAUAACAAACUCUUUAAUUAUUGAAAUCACUUGAAUUUUUAAUUAAUAAAAUCAUUUCAUAACAAGAAAUACCCAAUUUUUAUAGAUUCACUAAGGAUAAAUAUGGAAGACUUAUAAAAGUAUUUUCAGAUUUCCAAAUCAAAUAUCACUAAGCUUAAGCAGAAUUUUGGGAAAAAAUUUAAUUAAAGAUUUGA
This is a messenger RNA of Paramecium sonneborni, 1125 nucleotides long. The record is from the annotation of a GenBank genome assembly. Lineage: Eukaryota; Ciliophora; Oligohymenophorea; Peniculida; Parameciidae.